This is a messenger RNA of Nylanderia fulva, 1924 nucleotides long. The record is from RefSeq and is a predicted model, not a curated record. Lineage: Eukaryota; Metazoa; Arthropoda; Insecta; Hymenoptera; Formicidae.
AUGUUAUCAUUGUCAGAUGAUCAAUGUCACGGAGUCGUUUUUGUGGGUCACGAAUUGAAGGAACUCACCUUUGGAUGGACCGAUUACAUAUUGUUCGGCGGUCUGCUGGGCAUCAGCGUCCUCAUCGGUAUUUACUUUGGCUUCUUCAGCACGAAACAGGACAAUACUACCGAAUAUUUGCUCGGAGGCAAAACCAUGUCCUUUAUUCCGAUUAGCAUGAGCCUCAUAGCCAGUCACAUAUCGGGGGUGUCUUUGCUCGGCGUGCCCUCCGAAGUAUAUCAAUACGGAACUCAAUAUGCAGCGUAUUUUUCAUCCUUCAUCAGUUGUCUCUUAAUCGUAGUCGUAUACCUGCCGGUGUUUCACAAGCUACAACUAACGAGCACUUUCGAGUAUUUGGAAAUUAGAUUCGCCAGGCCCGUGCGUAUAUUAGCAUCCUUUCUCUACACCCUUUCGCUGGUGGUUUAUGUGCCGUUGAUAAUCUACGUGCCGGCAUUAGCUUUCUCGCAAGCAACAGGGAUGAAUCUGCAUUACGUUGCGCCGGUGAUAUGCAUGGUGUGCAUUUUCUACACAACCAUUGGUGGUCUGAAGGCUGUCGUAUGGGCGGAUACGGUUCAGAUGACAGUGACUCUCGGAAGUCUAGUUGCCGUUCUGAUUUUGGGGACCAUCGCCGUAGGCGGCGUCCGCGAAACCUGGAGAAUAGCCGAAGAAGGUGGUAGAAUUGUGUUUUGGAAUAUGGAUCCCAGCCCUUUUGUUAGAAAUUCAUUUUGGGGUAUGUCAGUAGGAAUGACAAUGACAUGGCUAGCAGGAUUAGGAAUUAACCAAGUUUCUAUGCAAAGAUUCCUAGCAGUGCCUACCGUUAAGGAAGCAAGAAAAUCAAUUUGGCUCCUAGCUGUAGGUUUAGUAGUGGUAAAAUACAUUUCCGUUUUCACCGGCCUCACAAUGUACGCAAGAUAUCAUAAAUGCGAUCCCAUAACUGCGCACGUGGUAGCAAGGAGCGACAAGAUAUUGCCAUAUUACGUGCUAGAUGUAGCCGCUGAUAUUCCAGGACUUCCUGGCCUCUUUCUCGCCGGUCUGGUGAGCGCCGGUCUCUCGACGAUGAGCGCCGGACUGAACACAGUCGCCGGCACGAUUUACGAGGAUUUCAUCGAUCGCUGGAUGCCAGAGAGCAACAAUAAAGAGACUAAAGCCGCCAACAUUAUGAAGGUCACGGUGGUUAUCUUAGGCAUCCUGUGCGUGGGCAUGGUGUUCCUUGUGGACCGUCUCGGCGACAUCUUCCAGCUGUCCUUGACCGUGACCGGUAUCACCGCCGGUACGAUGCUGGGUUUGUUCUCGCUCGGGAUGCUGAUACCCUGGGCGACGACCAAGGGAGCGGUGGUCGGCGGACUGUUCUCGAUGGUGACGAUGGUCUGGAUCAUUGUCGGCGCGCAAUGGCAUAUGGCAAAUCGUAGUUUCUAUUACGAACCGCUGCCCUCUACGACCGAGGGUUGUCUGAACGCGUCUAGUUUGUUCAAUAAAACGAACGCAACGACGCAGAAUCCGAUUCAAGUCGAAUCCGUGGACGACGAGCCUUUCGUCCUUUACAGGAUAUCCUUCAUGUACUACACGUUACUGGGCGCCCUGAUCGUGAUAGCGAUCGGCACGAUUGUCAGCUUCAUCUGCGGCGCUUCUGACUUGAGCGAAGUCGAUCGAGAUCACUUCUCACCGUUCAUCACCAGAUUUAUGCCACCAAAAAAAUAUAUGGAAGUAUCGUUGCACACAGUACCGACAACACUGAUAACUAAUUCGGAAAAAGAGGAGCUGAAAUCUUAAAACUGUGUUUUUUAUCCUCGCGAAUCUUUUCUUCGAUAUUACAUAAGACAUUAUUACAGCAAAAUCAUUCGAUUGCAAAAUUCUAUGAUCUCUAAUAUAAUUACGUACUCCAUAA